Molecule: messenger RNA, 1837 nt
Organism: Cuscuta campestris
Lineage: Eukaryota; Viridiplantae; Streptophyta; Magnoliopsida; Solanales; Convolvulaceae
Source: the annotation of a GenBank genome assembly
AUCAAGAAAAUAGAAAUGGCAGUUUAAUUGUUUCCUCCAAUUCUUUCCUUCCCUCCCCUGCAACAAUGGCCGAACCUCUCUGCCUCUCCGGCGGCACUGAGAAGAAGCCUCAUUGGUGGCUCACCAACCGAAUGAUUGCCGGUAAAUAUUUGAAGGACGCGAAAGUUCUGAUUGCCACUCAAGAACCGGCGGCCAUGGCGUUGGCCCUGAAUCUUCUCGACGCCGCGCUUCUUCUCUCUCCUCGCCUCGAGUUGGCGGCGGAGCUGAAAGCCCGGACUUUGCUUUUUCUCCGGCGGUUCAAGGACGUCGCCAAGAUGCUGCGGGAACACAUUCCCAGUCUGAACAGGGAAUCUCUGGAUGAAACGGCGUCGUCCUGCUCGUCUUCUUCGGAUUCUUCGUCCUCCGACGGGUCGUUCCGGAGGGAGCGGUUGAAGCUCCUCUCCUCCUCCUCCUCCGCCGGCGACCGCUCGCCGGCUUUCAAGUGCUUCUCUGUCUCCGACUUGAAAAAGAAGAUCGUGGGUGGCCUCUGUAAAAGCUGCCAAAAGGAUGCCCUCUGGAGGUAUUUCGUAUUGGGCCAAGCUUGUUACCAUUUGGGGCUAAUGGAGGACGCCGUGGCCCUUCUACUCACCGGAAAACGCAUCGCCUCCGACGCUUUGCGGCGGGAGAGCGUUUGUAGGUCGGACGACAGCUUUUCCUUCGCCGAAUUUUCCAUCUCCGGCGACUUCUCGAACCAGCCCCCCACGGCGCCAAAAACAGAGUCAGAGAGAACCUCCCAAUUGCUCAGCCACAUUAAACAGCUCCUCCGCCGAAAGACGUCGGCGGUCGCCGCCAUGGACGCCGGGCUCUACCCCGAAGCCAUACGCCACUUCACCAAGAUCGUGGACGGCCGCCGCGCCGCACCUCGGGGAUUCCUGGCAGAGUGCUACGCGCUCAGAGCAUCGGCGUUCCAGUCCGCCGGGAGAAUCGCUGACGCGAUUUCCGACUGUAAUCGGACUCUGGCAUUGGAACCUUCUUCCAUUGAAGCUCUCAGAACCAGAGCUUCUCUGUUCGAGACGAUCCGUUGUUUACCGGACAGCCUUCACGAUCUGGAGCACCUAAAACUCCUGUACAACACGAUGCUGCGCGACCGGACAUUGCCGGGACCGGUGUGGAAACGGCAGACCGUACAGUACAGAGAAAUCCCGGGAAAGCUCUGUUCUUUGGCUGCGAAAAUUCAAGAACUGAAACAGAGGGUGGCUUCCGGCGAGACAGGGAACGCGGAUUACUAUGGGUUGAUGGGAUUGAGGAGGGGAUGUUCAAGAACGGAAUUGGAGAGGGCCCAUUUGUUGCUUAAUCUCCGACACAAACCAGAGAAGGCGGCAAGCUUCGUGGAGAGGGUGGAGUUUUCCGACGAGGAAGAGGUCGAUUCCGCCGGAGACAGAGCAAAGAUGACGUCUUUAUGUCUGUACAGAAUGAUUCAGAGAGCUUACUUCAAUUUAACGAAGAUUCUCAUUCAAGAAGAGGAAGAAUUAUCAGCAGCAGCAGCAGCAGAGAGACAAAGGAGGGCAUCAGAAUCGGAGGAGACGGCUGCUAGGAUCGACCAAGCGCCACCGCAGCCGCCGUCAGCGGCGGUGUAUCAAGGAGUGUUCUGUCGAGAUAUUGCCAUUGUUGGGAGCUUGUUAGCUCAAUCUGGGUUCGGCCGCCGCCCCAUUCCGGUGACGUACGAGGCAUUGAGCUGCUGAGAUUAGCAGUGAUUAAGGUUAAUAAUGGGGAUGAAGAAUUAAUGAUCAUAAUGAGAGAUCAGAGAUGAGAGACGAGUUUUAUGUACAAAGUUUAUGAAUGAAUUAAUGAGAAUUAU